Struthio camelus australis is the source of this 810-nucleotide messenger RNA. The record is from RefSeq and is a predicted model, not a curated record. Lineage: Eukaryota; Metazoa; Chordata; Aves; Struthioniformes; Struthionidae.
GUUUGUUGCUUUUAUUUUAAGGUAUAAUGUUUUUAACAACAGCAUUACUCCGAAAGAGAAUUCCUGGAAAACAAUGGAUUGGAAAAUAUAGGCGACCGAGAGUGGUUACCCUUUCAAUGAAGCAGGCAAUGAUCCGAAGGCUGGAAAUUGAAGCAGAGAAUGAAUACUGGCUGAGUCGACCCUACCUGACAAAGGAACAGGAAUACAAUCAUAAUGUAGAAGGGAGACUCGCAAAAUGGGAAGCUUUCAGAAGCCUGCUGACAUCCAAGUUUCCUGAGCACAGAUAUUUCAGAGAUCAUUUGAACCACUUAAAUGUGUCAAAAAAGUGGACAUCUUGAAUGACACAGUAUAUUUGUAUUGGAUAUGUGUUGUGCACUACCACAAGAUCUGCUGUGUGCCUGUUAUGGUAGUUUUGUAUUCAGUAUAAUAACGAAGGGUGGAUGAUAAGUGAGACUUUUCUGAAAACCAUUCCUUCAUAGUGUUAUACAAAAUCGCGCAUUAAAAUAGUCCUACAAAACAAUACGAUGUUUUCUUAUUAUUGGCUCACUGGAAAAAGAAGUCCUUUCUGUGGCUCUCUAUCCUCUGUUCUACUUUUCUCAUAAAACAGUACAAGUUACCAAGUGCUGUGAUGAUGUGUGCUAGAUCUAUAGCUUUACGAAUUUGAUUUUUGAAAGCUAGGAGAACAUACUUGCUGUGUUGAAAGAGAUUAUGUGCUUGUACUGAUGAAAUGGCCCUUACUGGUCAUUUUUCUUUCUGAAGGGAUACUUUUAUGUAAAUAAAAUUAAUACUUGGGGAUCCAGUUGAAGCUAA